Linderina pennispora is the source of this 612-nucleotide messenger RNA. RefSeq lists its product as uncharacterized. The coding region runs from base 1 to 612 and encodes 203 amino acids. The transcript has a single exon. NCBI's taxonomy places the organism in Eukaryota, Fungi, Kickxellomycota, Kickxellomycetes, Kickxellales, Kickxellaceae. The record is from RefSeq and is a predicted model, not a curated record.
AUGGCUGCUGCAGGCGUGUGCCGGCGGCUCGCCCAACCCACCCACCACUAUUACAAACAAUUGUGCUCUUUGGUGCCAUACACAAGCCGCCGGACCCACUGCGCCGACCUGGAGAACAGCCGGCCAGCCUUUGACGAGGGGUUGAUUCUGGGUACAGCGCACAGAUGCGAGCUGCCGCAUACAGUUGAUCCAUCGUCGUUGCUAAACGCUGUCUGCCUGUGCCUGGCUAUUUUUGACCGGCCAAACAUCGCAAGGUUCCGAUUACCGGGCCACUUCAACCUCGAAUUACCCAGCGACAGCGACGAGCACGAUCCGGCCGAUCCCAGCCAGGGCCCAAGGAAUGAUGACGCAGCCGAAAGAGAGCACGUGCUAGUAGACGGAGAUGAAUCCGGAAACACAGCGCGCAUCGUAGUCGAUGGGUCGUGCAUCGGGUCACCAACCCAAAGUUCCUCGGACUCUCGCACAUAUUGCCCGGCCAGAAUCAGCGCCAGCUCAUACGCCUGUGAUUCUAGUACUUUUUGUGGAUGCAGCAGUGCCACGCUGAAUGUCGAGCCCGAUCCAGCGGUGUCGAUGAUAUAUGCAUCAUUUUCUGAGAAGUAUGCUGCUGCAUGA